UGCAGUAUUACCGUUUUGUAAAAAUGCACUUCUUAAUAGUGAGUGUUGGAUUAUUGACACUUUGCAGAGCCUGCUGUGGUGCAGCAUUUGCUUACUGCAAAUACACUGAUCCAAAUUUUGACAGUUGUUUCAAAGAUUCUUUUCAGAAAGCAAUCAAACUUCUAGAGAACGAUAUUCCUGAAUAUGGAUUAGCCAAUUUGAAGGUCUACAAAAUACCAGCUCUUUCAAUACAAGCUGGUUCCGGUUCUGUACAUUUAAUACAAAAUUACAAAAACGUAGAAUUGCUUGGAUUGUCCGAUGCCACAGUGAUCAGCGCGCAUUUUGACAAGGACAAGAAAAUUUUAUCAUUCAGUAUACUGAUUCCAAAUUUGAUACAAAGAGCGGAAUAUGAAGUGAAUGGAAAGCUUAUGGCAUUACCUGUGGUUGGCCAUGGACCAUCUGAACUACAACUAGAAAAUGUAGAAAUGACUACUGAAGUAGGCCUGGAAGAAGAGAACAGAGAAGGCUUAAUGUACUACAAAAUAACAUCGUACAAACUGGAUUUAAAAACUUCCCAUUUACGAAGCCGAUUCGAUAAUCUGUUCGAUGGCAACAAAUUGUUAGGCGACAACAUCAACAGGGUGUUGAACGACGAAUGGCAAAUUAUUUUCAAUGAUGUGAAAUCUUCAACCGAAGCUGCUUACUCGACAGUACUCAAGGAUUAUGUACAGACGUUUUUUAAUCACGUACCUGCCAAAGAUCUGUUCUAUAGAGUAGAAAUAAUGAUUGCGGUUUAUAAUAUAAUAUUUUUAACAAUUCUGUGCUACUCUGAUGGAGCGAAAAUUAAUUUUUGUAAGUCUACAAAACCGGAUUUUAACAAUUGUUUGAAAAAAUCAGCGGAAGAAGUUUUAGUUUUAUUAAAAGAAGGUAUUCCUGAGUAUGAUUUGCCAAAUUUAACAGUAUUUAAAGCUCCAAAAAUAACAGUCCAAGCUGGAAUUGGAGCUGUUGAAUUGAUACAACACUACGAAAAUGUCGAAAUAUAUGGUUUGUCAGAAGCAAUUGUUAAAGAUGUGUAUUUUGAUAAAGAUAAGAAGAUAUUUGGAUUGACUGUAACAAUACCGAAGUUUACCUUGAAAGCUGAUUACUCCGUGGAUGGAAAACUCUUAGCUCUUCCAGUUGUUGGGUCUGGACCAUCUUUAUUAGAGUUUUAUAAUUUGGAGAUGAAGAAUGUCCUGUAUCUGGAAGAGUACACCAGAGACGGAACGAUUUAUUACAAAAUCAAAACUUACGAUUUGGACUUGUCUACUUCAAAAAUGAACUCUCGAUUUGAUAACAUGUUUAAUGGAAAUAAACUGUUGGGUGACAAUAUCAACAAACUAUUGAACGACGAAUGGGAAAUUAUUUUUAAAGAUACGAAAGCUUCAACUGAGAAAGCGUACAAGGAGGCUAUACAACCGUAUAUCCAAAAAUUUUUGGACAAAGUACCAGCAGCAGAGUUAUUUUAACUCGUUAAGGUAUCUUUGUAAAUUUAAAUUUCAUUAAACAUAUUAGGAAAUUGUAUUUUAACAUCAAUAAAUAGCUUUUUUAUUAUA
Molecule: messenger RNA, 1571 nt
Organism: Sitophilus oryzae (rice weevil)
Lineage: Eukaryota; Metazoa; Arthropoda; Insecta; Coleoptera; Curculionidae
Exons: 11
Coding region: 24-1484 (486 amino acids)
Source: RefSeq, a predicted model, not a curated record